Arabidopsis arenosa is the source of this 1617-nucleotide messenger RNA. NCBI's taxonomy places the organism in Eukaryota, Viridiplantae, Streptophyta, Magnoliopsida, Brassicales, Brassicaceae. The record is from the annotation of a GenBank genome assembly.
AAAUAACUUAACCAAUCAAAAAAAAAAAGACAGAGUAAAAAGAUUGAAAAAAAAAAAAUGAGCAGCUCCGAUUCUCCUCAGCUUCACAAUAUCUUCGUCUAUGGUAGCUUUCAAGAGCCUGAGGUCAUCCAUGUCAUGCUUGAUCGUAUUCCUGAGAUCGUCUCUGCAACACUUCAUGGCUUUCAGAGGUAUAGGCUUAAAGGACGUUUGUAUCCAUGUAUUAUUCCCUCUGAGAAUGGAGAAGUUCAUGGAAAGGUACUAAUGGGAUUAACUAAUGAUGAACUUGAGAAUGUAGAUUGGGUUGAAGGAAAUGAAUAUGAAAGAGUGACUGUUGAAGUUGUAAGAAAAGACAAUUCUGAGAAGAUGACAGUGGAAACAUAUCCAUGGAUUAACAAGAAUGAUCCUGAUAUUGGUGGAGAAUGGGAUUUCGAGGAAUGGAAACGAUUGCACAUGAAGAAAUUCAUAGAGGCGUUUACGGAGAUUAUGGAGAGGAAGAGGAAUCCAUUGGGAAAGGGAAGAGAUGAUUUCAGCCAUGUCCUAAAAGAAGAUGAUUCCGGGAAUGCUCCAUCAGCCCAAGAGAACUCUAGGGUUUUGUCUUAUAAGCUUGAUCUCGCAUUAGGUCUUGCGCCUCUUGCCUUCUUGUGUCACUCAUCUUCACAGCAAACAAUGGUGUUUGUGAAGUCCUCCAAAUCGAAUGCUUACUUCAAGAGGUACCAAGUGAAGUUCAGGAGAAGGAGAGAUGGAAAGACUGAUUACAGGGCAAGGAUUCGUCUUAUCAAUCAAGAUAAGAACAAGUACAACACCCCUAAGUACCGUUUUGUUGUUCGAUUUACCAACAAAGACAUUGUGGCACAGAUUGUGUCUGCAAGCAUAGCUGGUGACAUUGUUAAAGCUUCUGCUUACGCACAUGAGCUGCCUCAGUAUGGACUCACUGUUGGUCUUACCAACUAUGCUGCAGCUUACUGUACCGGCCUUCUUUUGGCUCGUCGUGUUCUGAAAAUGUUGGAAAUGGAUGACGAGUAUGAGGGAAAUGUAGAGGCCACUGGAGAGGACUUUUCUGUGGAACCAACUGAUUCCAGAAGACCUUUCCGUGCUCUUCUUGAUGUCGGACUUAUCAGGACCACAACUGGAAACCGUGUGUUUGGUGCACUCAAGGGUGCUUUGGACGGAGGUCUUGAUAUCCCACACAGUGACAAGAGGUUUGCGGGUUUCAACAAGGAGAACAAGCAACUUGAUGCUGAAAUCCACAGGAACUACAUCUAUGGUGGCCAUGUCUCAAACUACAUGAAGCUGUUGGGUGAAGAUGAGCCAGAGAAGUUGCAAACUCACUUCAGUGCUUACAUUAAGAAAGGAGUUGAAGCUGAGAGCAUUGAGGAGAUGUACAAGAAGGUUCACGCAGCUAUUCGAGCAGACCCCAACCCUAAGAAAACCGAGAAACCUGCCCCCAAGGAACACAAGAGGUACAACUUGAAGAAACUGACUUAUGAAGAGAGGAAGAACAAGUUGAUCGAGAGAGUUAAGGCAUUGAACGGAGCAGGUGGUGAUGAUGAUGAUGAGGAUGAUGAAGAGUAAAUCACCAAUCCAGCCUCCUUUGUCUCAUGCCUCUAGUAGCUAUUU